AUGUCCGAUGGCUGGACAGAGGGGAAAAAGCGUCAUCUUAUUAACUUUUUGGUGAAUUUUCCGAAAGGGUCAGUUUUCUUGAAGUCCGUAGAUGCGUCAAACAGAACCAAUGAUGCUGAUUUCAUACGUGAGCUUGUAAAUGAGGAAAUUGAUGAUGUUGGGAAAGAAAAUGUAGUUCAGUUCAUUACCGAUAAUGGUUCAAACUUUAAAAAGGCUGGGAAGGAUUUAAUGCUUGAAUACCCAAAUCUAUUUUUGACUCCUUGUGGUGCUGAUUGUGUCCAGUUGAUGCUAGAAGAACUUGGUGACAAGCUUACACGAAUCAAGAGAGCCGUCAUUCUAGGUAAAAGACUUGUUACAUACAUUUAUGCUCAUUUUCAAGUAUUAUGCUUAAUGAGGGAUUUGACAGGUAGAGACUUAUAUAGGUCUACAAAGACUAGGUUUGCAACUCAAUAUUACACACUAGAAAGUAUUCAAAAGUAUAAAAAUCCUUUACAAAUGAUGUUUGUGAAUGAUAGAUGGGCAAAAACUAGAUUUUCAAAAGAAAAUGUUGGAAUUAAUGCACUUAAAAUUGUCACAAGUAGUACAUUUUGGGAAUAUGUUGAUUACUCUUGUAGAGUGCUGAAGCCUUUAUUUAAGGUUGUAAGGUUAGUGGAUAUUGAGCGCAAACCUACAAUGCCUUCUUUUUAUGAUGCAAUGAGAAUAGCAAGGGAUCAACUAGAGGAGAAUUUCAGAGAAGAUGAUGAUACUUGGGCUGUAAUUAAGGCUUGCUUUCAGAAAAGAUGGAAGAAUAACUUUAACCAUGCUUUACAUUGUGCGGCCUACUAUUUGAAUCCUUCUAUAUUCUACAAUAUUGAACCUUAUGAAAUGGACAAUAAUGAGAAGUACAUAGAAAUCAAAAGGGGGCUUCAUAAAGCAAUGGGAAGGCUUAUACCCAAUGAAGAUGAACUUGAUCUAGCUACAGGUGAAUUGAUAAAGUAUACUGAUGUUGUUGGGGUCUUGGGAACUCCGCCUUGCAAAAAAAGAAGAACCAAGGAUCAACCUCGAAUCGAUGCGCCAAACCUACAAAAAUUUGCAAUCAGAGUACUGAGUCUUACUUGUUCUGCUUCUCCAUGUGAGCGAAACUGGAGCACAUUUCAAAAUUUGCACUCGAAAAAACGAAAUUGCAUUAAACAGCAGAAACUGAAUGAUAGUGUCUUUAUCCAGUACAAUAAGAAAUUCAAGCGUCGUUACAUAGAAAUCCAAAAAUAUAACGAUGAUGAUAAAGCUCAUGAUCCUAUUUUCCUGGAGGACCGUGAUGAAAAUGAUGAAUGGUUGGCUUUAGAAAAUUUGCAUGACUUGGAGGUGGAAGGUGAUAAUGUAACUUUUGGUGAUUUGCAAGAAACAGUUGGUGAAGAACGUGGGAUAGUUGGUAGUAUAGGUGCCUGUAGUUCUCGAGGCAAGUCUACGUUUCCAACUAACUCGGAAUACGAUGGAUAUGAUACUGAUGAUUUGAUGUUGGACACCGAAAGAGGGCUACUCGGUGGUGACGGGAACGAUGGAGUUACUCCAGAUGAUGAUAUCUAUGCUGAUUCAUCCUAUAUUGAUUAG
This is a messenger RNA of Papaver somniferum (opium poppy), 1587 nucleotides long. RefSeq lists its product as uncharacterized. NCBI's taxonomy places the organism in Eukaryota, Viridiplantae, Streptophyta, Magnoliopsida, Ranunculales, Papaveraceae. Gene Ontology annotation, molecular function: protein dimerization activity. The transcript has 3 exons. The record is from RefSeq and is a predicted model, not a curated record. The coding region runs from base 1 to 1587 and encodes 528 amino acids.